AAGAUAACUCAUCUCGAUCGGUGGCUCACCCCUGCCGCUGAGCCAUCCAAUUCCAAACUUCGAAAGUCCUAAUUCUCUUCAAUCUUAUUAAUCGUAAAUCUGCAGCCCCUCCUAGCAUCCAGAGUUCUGACGAGCACGGCCACCGGUGGAAUCUGCUAUCCGAACUACACCAUCUUCCGACAUCAUCUGAUUUCCCUGCCUCGCCACCUUCAUAUAGAUUCUCUUGUAUUGUACAGAAAACCCUAGCUUGAAGAAUGAUAUCAGCAAUAUCAUGGGUCCCCGAAGGGGCUUCAAAGUCUGUGCUCGAUGUGGCUGAGCAGCCUUCCAAGGAAGAAAUUGAAGAAUUGAUAAAAAUUGGUGCUUUAGAGAGAAAGUGAUUCUUUCCUUUCCUUCAUCUCUUUUCAAUCAGUUUCUUUAUUUUACUCUUUUUUUAAAAAAAAAAAUUUGGCGCCGAAUAAAAUACGCUGCAAAAAAGCCAGCCUUGUUUCUCUUCUUCGCGAUGAAGGAAUAAGCAAUAGUGAGGAUGUAGAUGACUCUAUGAAUGUUGAGGAUGAGAAGCAGAUCGAUCAAGUUGCCUAUGCAGAAGCUGUAGCUGAAGCAAUUGGGAAAACUUCCAAGAACAAGUGAGGGAUCCAAUUGGAAGAAGUUACUGAUGGCUUGAAGAAACUUGACAUGGAGCAUUAUGAUGAAGAGGAUGAUGGUAUCUCUGCUUAGGUCUUUUUCUUUUCCUCUUUCUGCUCUAUUUAAUAAUAAUAAGUGUUUUUC
This is a messenger RNA of Rubroshorea leprosula, 765 nucleotides long. NCBI's taxonomy places the organism in Eukaryota, Viridiplantae, Streptophyta, Magnoliopsida, Malvales, Dipterocarpaceae. The record is from the annotation of a GenBank genome assembly.